Apaloderma vittatum (bar-tailed trogon) is the source of this 1886-nucleotide messenger RNA. Its product is annotated as probable threonine--tRNA ligase 2, cytoplasmic. The transcript is spliced from 15 exons. The record is from RefSeq and is a predicted model, not a curated record. Gene Ontology annotation, biological process: threonyl-tRNA aminoacylation. The annotation marks the transcript as partial. NCBI's taxonomy places the organism in Eukaryota, Metazoa, Chordata, Aves, Trogoniformes, Trogonidae. Gene Ontology annotation, cellular component: cytoplasm. Gene Ontology annotation, molecular function: ATP binding; threonine-tRNA ligase activity.
CCCGACAUCGCGCCACUCGGGUUGGUUCUGUGUCAGUGGUUGCUGGGAAAAGUCCUAAAGGCGGAGGGGUGUGCUUCAUACUGUCACUGUUUUCAGAAAGUCUCCAGUGCGAGUUGCAACGUUUCAGUGAAUCAAAAUAAAGAGGAGAAGAAAAAAGAAAAUGAAGCCGUCAGCCGACAUCAGAACGAUCUAGAGAGUGAGCCAAACUUCAUAGAAGACAGACUGAAGCUUUAUGAGGCACUGAAAAAAGAACACGAUGCUUUGCUAGCUUACAGAGCCGCCAAUGAGAGCAAGCCGAUCAAAAUUACUCUGACAGAUGGGAAGACGACUGAAGGGGAAUCUUGGAAAACAACACCGUAUCAGUUGGCUGCAGGAGUCAGCCAAGGGUUGGCUUCAAACGCAGUCAUAGCCAAAGUGAAUGGUGAACUGUGGGACCUGGAUCGUCCGCUGGAGGGAGAUUGUACUCUGGAGCUGCUGACAUUUGACAACGAGGAAGCAAAAGCUGUUUAUUGGCAUUCAAGUGCUCAUAUUCUUGGAGAGGCCAUGGAAGGUUAUUUUGGGGGCUGCUUAUGCUACGGACCACCAAUUGAGAACGGAUUUUAUUAUGACAUGUAUAUUGAAGAUAGAGGUGUAUCUAGUAAUGAAUUCCCACUACUAGAGAAUCGUUGUAAAAAUAUCAUAAAAGAGAAGCAAGCUUUUGAAAGACUGGAAGUCAAAAAGGAGAUCCUGUUAGACAUGUUUAAGUAUAACAAGUUCAAGUGUCGUAUCCUUAAUGAGAAGGUAAACACAGCAACUACCACAAUAUACAGAUGUGGUCCACUGAUUGAUCUCUGCAGGGGUCCCCAUGUGAGACACACUGGAAAAAUUAAGGCCCUUAAAAUACUGAAGAAUUCAUCUACGUAUUGGGAAGGAAAAUCUGACAUGGAAACUCUGCAGAGAAUAUAUGGAAUAUCCUUUCCUGAUAACAAAAUGAUGAAGGAAUGGGAAAAAUUCCAAGAAGAAGCCAGAAACCGGGACCAUAGGAAGAUUGGAAAGGAACAAGAACUCUUCUUCUUUCAUGAUUUAAGUCCUGGAAGCUGCUUUUUCCUCCCCAGAGGUGCCUUUCUUUAUAACACCCUUGUGGAUUUCAUACGAGAGGAGUAUCGCAGGCGUAAUUUCACUGAAGUUGUAUCUCCUAACAUCUUCAACAGUAAACUCUGGGAAGCUUCAGGACAUUGGCAGCACUACAGUGAAAAUAUGUUCUCUUUUGAGAUUGAGAAGGAGACUUUUGCGCUUAAACCGAUGAAUUGUCCAGGACAUUGCUUGAUGUUUGCCCAUCGUCCACGGUCCUGGAGGGAAAUGCCUCUUAGACUCGCAGAUUUUGGAGUUCUUCACCGAAAUGAACUCUCUGGGACUUUAAGUGGCUUGACUCGUGUCAGGCGCUUCCAACAAGAUGAUGCUCACAUUUUCUGCAUGAUAGAACAGAUUGAAGAUGAAAUUAAGGGCUGUCUUGAUUUCUUGAAGUCAGUGUAUGCUGUCUUUGGUUUUACCUUUCAACUACAUCUUUCUACACGACCAGAAAAUUACCUAGGAGAGUUAGAGAUCUGGAAUCAUGCAGAAAAGCAACUUCAGAACAGCCUGAAUAACUUUGGAGAGCAAUGGAGUUUGAAUCCAGGAGAUGGAGCAUUUUAUGGUCCUAAGAUUGAUAUUAAAAUCAAAGAUGCCAUUGGCAGGUACCAUCAGUGCGCAACUAUCCAGCUGGACUUUCAACUACCCAUUCGAUUUAACCUUACUUAUGUUGGUAAGGAUGGCGAUGAUAAGAAAAGGCCGGUGAUUAUUCACAGAGCUAUUCUGGGAUCUGUGGAGAGAAUGAUAGCUAUUCUAGCAGAAAAUUAUGGAGGAAAAUG